AUGUCCGUUGCACCAGAGCCUUCUGCCUCGAGGGGCUCCAUCUCUCUCCAGCCGAGCUAUUUCACAUCGUCUCUCUACGUCGAUCCCUUACGACAGGAUUUCGAUGAUCUCAUUCGUGCCUUUUCCACCCAACUACCUCAGACAACACGCCCAUUCGAACUCUUCAAAUCUCUAUGGAUCGAUCAAGGAUGGUGUUGGCUUCAUCUACGAGUCCAUGACGGACGCGCAAAGCAAGCGUUUGUGUCCACCACAGAACGUGUAUUUGUUGAAAGAUUAGCGGACACCUCAAGUCCUGCAGCACAAGUUGUUGCCUUACUUGCGCUCUACACGUUCCACAAUACCCAGCCUUCGAAUUCUGCCCCACCGACAACUUAUCGUGCCUCUCACAUUGGGAUACCCAUGGACGUAUACAACACCAUGAUCACCCUUCCAGAGCAUCUGAGCGAGCCUUACCUGUCGUUGAAGCCUCACGUCGUCCACGUCCUGUCCACACAAAACCCACCUCGGCUUCCGCGAGAAAUCUUCGUGCCUGAUGGCCAAGAUGCCUUGGCGGCGCUCCAGGCCACAGGUCUCGGGGAGGCGGAUUCGUCGGCUCCUCCGCCUGCGAAGAAGAAAGGGCGACCGUCCAAGCGGGACAGAAUAAGGAAAGCCAAGGAUGCUCUGACCUCGCUACAGAAGUACAUGGACAAGAACACGGUCGCUCUGCCGAGCGAACUCGGUGCAGUCGCUGGUCCAGAAGCUGAGGUCGCACACGUGGUCUUUGGGCAGGCGCCACAUGCUUCCUUGGCGAAUUAUGGCGCUCGCAAGGAUGAUCUGCUAGCGGCGAUCCACCAGGAGACGGCUGACUGUGGAUCUCAGGCCGCUUUGCGAAAAGCGAACGAGGGGCUCUUGGUGCGCCUGAAGCAGAUUGAUGCGAUGGCGGCCGAGCAGGGGUUGGAGGUGGGAGGUGAGGGUGAGGAUCAGACCGGGUUGGAACGGGUCGAAAAGGCUGUCAAGGAGUUGCAGCGUUCGGGUGCAGGCGCAAACGGAGGUAUUUUGAAUCUGUUAGAAGGUGCAGGGAUGGACACUAGCACCUGGAGCCCACAUCAGUCAGGUCUCCUUUUCCCGGCUUACGCAGGGGUUGACCUGGGCUAA
Molecule: messenger RNA, 1134 nt
Organism: Epithele typhae
Lineage: Eukaryota; Fungi; Basidiomycota; Agaricomycetes; Polyporales; Epitheliaceae
Exons: 4
Coding region: 1-1134 (377 amino acids)
Source: RefSeq, a predicted model, not a curated record